AUGAUAGACCGCAAUAAUUACAGAACCAAAAGACGCGUAAACUAUACACGUUCCCAUUCAACCAAAGAACAAAUAGAGAGAAUCUAUAAAAAUGUAGCAUCAGAAACCACGUUAAUACAACGACCACUCAGAGAUUUCUGGAAAUCCUACGCAAACUACCUGAAAACCACACAAAAUCUCGAUCAUUCACGGUCACAAAAUGAAUAUUGGGAUUGGAGAAAAAAAUUUGUGGAAUUUGUAAAGAAAAACGAACAAAAAAAGAUCGGAUGGAAUGAAUUUCAACCUCCGUUGCCGAGUACUGUCUUAUUCUUACAAACGAUGGCGAAAACCCUGGUGGAAGAGAAAUUGGGACUACACUCAUAUGGUCAUGUUGUAUUAUUAAUAGGACAAUUAGCAUUAAAUAUUGCUUUUAUUACUAGACAAUUUAUUGAUACCCUAGAUAAGACCAAAGUUUUAGAUGUUAUUAUUGAUAGUAAUCACACUAGCAAUGCAAUUUCUUUUAUUACGCAUAAUUCAACGCAUCAAGAAUAUUUAACUUCUGCAACUGGAUUAGUCCUAAAUAAAGGAAUUGAAUUUCAGAAUUUAGUUAUAGUAUUACAAAAAAUUGCCACUUUCUCAUUAUUUAAAUUUAUCCACUACAUGAAGCCUUCUACAUUUAUCACAGAAUUUCAUGAUCCGCCAUUCAUAGACACCGCAACAGAUUUCGUGAAAUUUACAAUCAGCAAACCAGAAUGGGAACGAAACUUUCGAAAAACACACAAAAUUUUAUACUCACUUUUAGCGCGUCCUUUACUCAUUCUACUAGGAUUAAUUGCAUUAUACGUGAAAUUACUACAAGUAACAUCAUCACUACAAUGGUUUCAGAGUCUCUCCCUCACAAAUCAUUUAAUUGAUAACUUAUACCAAAACCCAAGUCAUGUAUUAAGUUUCCUCGGACUAGCGAAUAAUAUUGCCGGUCUUUAUGGACUAGAACCGGAAGACGACCGAACAAUGUUUUUCGAACAUGUUCGUGUACACGAAUACGAUUUCUUACAUGCGUUGUUAAGUGGAUUCAUGCGAGAGGAACGACAAUAUUGGAUUGGAUAUUGGCAGAUUAUGCUUUACUCGGUUGCAAUUAAAAGUCAAGAUUUAAAUGAGGCGUUUUGGGAAUCUGUUUAUGGAGAAACUGCGGAUCGUUAUGAUAAUGAAGAAAACAGAAACGGAGUAACAGGAAUUCAAGCUCCAUUUACCGAAAGUCCGACAGGAAGUGAUCAAGCUCAAUUUACUGAUAGUCCAAUUGGAAGUAAUCAAGCCUCAUUUACUGAUACUUUCCUUCCCACCAUGUAUCCGACCCCAGUGAAAAUUGUCACUAGCACACCCAUCAACGGAAAUAUUUCUGGGUCGAUGGCGAGAAAGCGCAUCAUUGAUCGGGUUUUGGGUGUUACUCCCACUGGUGGCAUUUUUUGGUAUUAUUAA
Messenger RNA from Ambispora gerdemannii, 1455 nucleotides. The record is from the annotation of a GenBank genome assembly. Lineage: Eukaryota; Fungi; Glomeromycota; Glomeromycetes; Archaeosporales; Ambisporaceae.